AAAUUCUUCAGUGCAUUGAUUCCAGAGAUAGUGUCUACGAGUCUAUCGACGACAUAGCGGUUAAAAUGAGAAGUUUGGCGCUCAAUGGCUAUGGACUUCACAAUGAUAAGUUAUGGCAACUGUUUGCCAGCGAUUCUCCCUUUUAUAACGAAGACCAUUACAACGCGUGGAAAUGGAUUGAGUCUCGCAUUAUAUCCGAAGAUCGGAACAACACGUCUCAGUUGGCGAAGAACAGCGCCAUCACCGACGCGGACGAGCUCUUCAGUUCGCACGAUCCGCAGCGUCUGUAUGGCGUGCGAGCGGUUCUCAUGCAGACAUUCAUCUCUCAGAGCCGUAUCGCCAGCACCAGCGAAGUGGUCGUCUCUAAUGACUACAACACUCCCUAUAAGAAUCUCUCCAAUAAUAUCAUCAAAAAGUACUAUAAGAGUUGCGAUCGAAAGAGAGCUCUAAUGCAUUGCGGGUGGGAUUCAAACUUCGAGUCCGAGUUCCAGAACGCGAAUUUUGUACAGCAAUUGGAAACCAACGGUCAGUUCACUCGAGCGGCAGCGGUGCUGAUCUUCGGCGGCGGAAAGAUUAAGAAAGCGAUCAAUACGUUGAAAACGGGCGCAGAAGUACGAAAGGAGAACUCAUUCAACGCCAUAGCGUUGGCUCUUUCUGGGUAUACAAAGGAUCGCAACUCUUUUUGGCGUGAAAUGUGUCAAAGUAUACAAAUUCAACUCUCGGACCACUAUCUGAGGGCUAUAUUUACUUUCUUGACCACCGAUUCCGAGACCUAUUCCGAGAUAUUAGUGAGUGAUUUAACGGAUACCACAACUAUUGAUACACAAUUU
Molecule: messenger RNA, 830 nt
Organism: Medioppia subpectinata
Lineage: Eukaryota; Metazoa; Arthropoda; Arachnida; Sarcoptiformes; Oppiidae
Source: the annotation of a GenBank genome assembly